Messenger RNA from Ostrea edulis (European flat oyster), 3130 nucleotides. Its product is annotated as heat shock 70 kDa protein 12A-like. Bases 207 to 1943 code for a protein of 578 amino acids. The transcript has 5 exons. Lineage: Eukaryota; Metazoa; Mollusca; Bivalvia; Ostreida; Ostreidae. The record is from RefSeq and is a predicted model, not a curated record. Gene Ontology annotation, molecular function: ATP-dependent protein folding chaperone; ATP binding.
ACAACUUCAAAUAUAUAAAAAAAAUCCUCAUGGGUUUUUUUUAUCGUAAAGUGGAAGUUGUGUACAUGCAUUCAUGCAGAAAUCUACGAUCGUUGUAAUUUAACAAUCUUGAAUCGAUUUAUCCGGUAACCCUGGGUUUAAAUUCUGAGCCAGGUGAACGACUGGGGAAUUCUACGUCCUUGUUCCAAGCUAAAUCGUAUUCUAAGAUGGGGGAUAACUAUGUAAUGGUUGCUGCAAUUGAUUUCGGAACAACAUACUCCGGUUAUGCGUUCUCAACAAGGGAAGAGUUCAAGAAAGAUCCACUGAAGAUCCAUGCCAAUCAGGCCUGGGUAUCUGGUCAGAAGUAUCUCCUGUCACUGAAAACACCAACGUGCCUUCUAUUGAGGAGAAAUGGAAAAUUUGUGUCGUUUGGAUUUGACGCUGAAAACAGAUUUUCUGACAUCACCCUCGACGGAAAACAAAAUGAAUAUUUGUACUUUAACAGAUUCAAAAUGAAGCUGCACAACAAUAUGAAACUAACCAGGGACAUGAUGCUGGAAGACAUUUCACAAAACAAAUUCCCAGCAAUCCAAGUGUUUGCUUUGUCCAUUGAGGCUCUCAAGGAUCACUUGCUAGAUAUACUGAAGACGCAAGGUUUAGAAAUCAAAACUGACGAGAUUAGAUGGGUUCUCACUGUACCAGCAAUAUGGUCAGAUCCAGCCAAGCAGUUCAUGAGGGAAGCAGCAAAAAUGGCUGGUUUGGAUAAGAGGUUACAUAUUGCUUUGGAGCCAGAAGCAGCCUCGCUGUUUUGCCAGCAUCUACCGGUGGAGAGAUUAGUUGGAGCCUCUAAAGGGUUUGGGGUCUCUAGAAAAGGAACCAAAUACAUGGUUAUUGACUUAGGAGGUGGGACUGCAGAUAUAACUGUACAUGAAAAGUUGGAAGGCAACAAAUUAAAAGAGCUUUUCAAAGCAAGUGGUGGUGCAUGUGGAGGCACAUCCGUAGACACCCAGUUCUAUUCCACCAUGACACGGAUAUUUGGUGGCGAAGUCAUGCACAGUCUUCAAAAGGAAAGGACUUUUGCCUAUAUGGAUUUGGUGAGAGAGUUUGAGACAGCUAAGCGUGUAUUGAAACCUGAAGAAGAAGGUGAUAAAAAAGUGAAUCUUACAAUUCCGUAUGUAACUUUGAAUGAAAUAUGUAAAGAGGUUCUUGAGGAAGAACUGGGAGAUGUAUUGAAACAAUCAACAUUGAACGACGAUAUAUCAUCAUUGGGCGACAAAUUUCGUAUCAAAGUGUCCUACAUGAAAAACAUGUUUCAGAGAACAAUUGAGGAUAUUGUGCAGCAUAUUAAGAACAUUCUACAAAAAACAGAAGCCGAGGAUGUGUCCAGACUCCUCUUAGUUGGUGGAUUUUCGGAAUCGCUUCUCAUUCAAGAUGCUGUAAAGAAAGCAUUUCCCAAAAUGCAAAUCAUCAUCCCCGAGGAAGCUGGAUUGGCAGUUUUAAAGGGAGCAGUAAUUUUUGGACACCAACCAGAUUCAAUUUCAUCUAGAGUUAUAAGAUAUACCUAUGGUGUCCGAAUCACACCUGAAUUUGAUGAUUCAAAGCACAGAAAUGACAAAAAAUUUAUGAUGAACGAUGUGCCACACUGUGCAGAUGUCUUUUCGCCUUUCCUUAAAGCCGGCACAGAAGUCCCUGCCAAUCACAAAGUGGUGGAUGCGUACACAACCACCAAACCAUUUCAAGACUCCAUGCCAGUAGUAAUUUAUUACUCAGAAAAGGAGUCACCUAUGUAUGUCACAGAUGAUGGCUGCAAGAAGCUUGGCGUCCUUGAUGUUAAAGUCCCAAAUCCCUCAGCAGACGACCACCAUUUGGCAGUUCAAUACCAGUUUGGAGAUACAGAACUUCACAUGCUGGCAGUGGAAGUUCAGUCAAAAUCGCCAUGCUCCGCCAAAUUUGAUCUUAUCUGACUUCGAACUUUAAUAAGAAUGUGUUUGUCUUUUUGAUGAAAAGGGGGACAGAUUUGACAUUUAUAUAUCAUAUAUAGGAAGUAAUCUACAUAUAUUGUCUAUUUUUUAUAUUAACUGUUGAUUUUCAAAAAACUGGCCAUCACAUUUCAUGAUCUAAAAAAAAUGUGGUGGUAUAAUGAAUUUGGUGAUUGAAUGAAUUUUAUCAUUAAUCAAUCACUUGAAUGUAAAAAAAAAAAAAAGAAAAAAAGAGUGCAUUUGUUGUGUAAGGGACAGCAGAGCAAAUGAAUGACUGUAUGUGGCAUACUCUUUCAUGCUAAAGCCAUGACUGCAUGUCUGAACAAAAAAAGGUCAUAUUUAGAUAUUUAUCAUAUCUAGAAUUUACCUGGACUAUUAACACCGUUUCAAAUUAUACCUGCAAUGUACCGUAUAAACUCGCCUAUAAGUCGGAUUUUAGGGAGCUAAAAAUUGGUCCAAAACUCUAUAUCCGACUUAGAAGCAAGUCCCAAGAAGAUAAGCAUUUUUCUGGCCAGCAUAAUGUAUAGUAUUUUUGAACAACUUUGUACUCUGUCGAUUAUCAUGAUUAAUGUUGACGUGACAUAUUAUAUUAUUCAUGUAUUCUAGGAUUAUAUGCAUAAAGUACAAGUAUUUACAUAUUUUAAUGAUUCAAUUUGUCUCAAGUGUAUAUUACUGAAAAUGAUUUGUUGAUGAAAUGAAUAAAUAUCAGUGCAUUUCACAAAAUAUUAUUUGAAAAAAAGGUGAAAAUGUUAGAGCAUUGGUUUGAAAUUGUCGACCGAUUCUUGAAAAAAGUUAUACCGACUUGUAAGCAGGUCAAUGGCAAAUCCCUCCAAAAUAGGCUACAAAAUAAACAAUUGACUUAGAGGCGAAUCGACCUAUAGGCGAAUAUAUACAGUUAGGUGACAACCAAUUAACCCAUUCAUUAAUCACAUUGGACAUGUGUUAUGAAAACUGGGUAGUGGAUAGUGGUAUGCAGAUUUGAUGUUAUAGAAAUUUGAAUAUAGCAUAAUUGUGAUAAUGAUUCUCUUUAUUAAUUUGAAAAGAUAACAAUAUGUUUGAUGCACAGUUUUUAAUUUCAUAUGAUAUAAAACCAGACAUCCUUAUACGUACUUAUACAGAAUGUAGUUUUCAAUUGUAUUAAUAAUAAAGAAUGAAAUGAAAUGGAAGAAAAA